This is a messenger RNA of Oldenlandia corymbosa var. corymbosa, 1725 nucleotides long. The record is from the annotation of a GenBank genome assembly. Lineage: Eukaryota; Viridiplantae; Streptophyta; Magnoliopsida; Gentianales; Rubiaceae.
AUGGCUGCUGAACCGGCAUAUUUUGUAGCAUCUGAUAGUGAAACAAGUGGGGAGGAAAAGUCCUCGUUUCCGAUCAAGGAUGUUGCCAUUGGCAUAGACCUUGGUACUUCUCAAUGUAGUGUUGCUUUCUGGAAUGGUUCUCAGUUGGAGCUCAUAAGAAAUACCAGGAAUCAGAAGCUAUUGAGAUCAUUUGUAACCUUCAAAAACGAGACUCCCUCAGGUGGAGUGAGUAAUCAAUUGGCUCAUGAAUAUGAAAUGCUGACAGGCGCCACAAUUUUCAACAUGAAACGUUUAGUUGGCCGGUUGGACACUGAUCCAGUUGUUCAUGCCAGUAAAAACCUUCCGUUUCUGGUUCAGUCCCUAAACAUUGGGGUUAGGCCGUUUAUUGCAGCAUUGGUGAAUAACAUGUGGAGGUCCACUACCCCGGAAGAAGUUCUUGCGAUUUUCUUGGUUGAAUUAAGGGCCUUGGCGGAAGUGCAUCUCAAACGUCCUGUUACAAAUGUUGUUCUCACAAUUCCAGUUUCAUUCAGUCGAUUUCAACUCAGCCGGAUUGAGCGGGCUUGUGCAAUGGCUGGGCUCCAUGUUCUUAGAUUGAUGCCCGAACCCACUGCUGUUGCUCUUCUUUACGCACAACAGCAGCAACAAAUUUCACAAGAGAGUACAGGAGGUGGUAAUGAAAAGAAUGCCCUUAUAUUCAACAUGGGUGCAGGUUAUUGCGAUGUAGCUGUAACUGCCACUGCAGGGGGAGUUUCACAGAUCAAGGCAUUAGCAGGAGCUACCAUUGGUGGAGAGGAUAUUCUUCAAAACAUGAUGCAUCACCUAGUGCCUGACAUGGACAAUCUCUUUUCAAGCCAUGGAAUUGAAGAAAUCAGGACAUUUGGGCUGCUUCGAGUUGCCACCCAGGAUGCGAUUCACAAGCUUUCCUUCCAGGAAAGUGUUCAAAUAGAUGUCGACCUGGGCAAUGGGACAAAAAUAUGCAAGAUUUUAGACAGGAAUGAGUUUGAGUUGGUGAAUCUGAAAGUAUUUGAAAAAUGUGAGUCCCUCGUUUGGAGGUGCCUGCAUGAUGCAAAAGUGGAGUUAGAAGAUUUAGAUGAUGUCAUUCUCGUUGGUGGUUGCUCAUAUAUUCCAAAGAUAAGGAGCAUAGUGACAAGUAUCUGCAAGAAGGAUAUAUAUCCAGGAAUGAACCCAAUGGAGGCUGCAGUCCGUGGAGCGGCACUAGAAGGAGCAGUUGCUUCUGGAAUAAAUGAUCCUUCUGGGAGUUUAGACCUGCUAACCAUCCAAGCAACUCCUCUGAGCAUUGGUAUUCGAGCUGAUGGGAUUAGUUUUAUUCCCGUUGUCCAUCAGAACACUGCAAUUCCAACAAGGCGGGAAGUGUUCUUCACAACUGUUCAUGAUAACCAAACCGAGGCAUUGAUCAUUGUCUAUGAGGGUGAUGAAAAAGUGGCCGAGAUGAACCAUCUUCUUGGAUAUUUCAAGAUCACUGGGAUACCUCCUGCUCCAAAGGGUGUUCCUGAGAUAACUGUUUGUAUGGAUAUCGAUGCUUCAAAUGUUCUGAGAGUUUUUGCUGGUAUAGUCAUGCCAGGGGCGCAGCAACCUGCUGGUCCUUUCAUGGAAGUUAGGAUGCCGACUGUUGACGAUGGCCAUGGCUGGUGUGCUGAAGCUCUGGAGAAGAAUUAUGGAACUAGCAAAGAUCUAGUGACACUACAGAGAAAAAUACAGCAGUGA